Messenger RNA from Drosophila elegans, 3224 nucleotides. RefSeq names its product eukaryotic translation initiation factor 3 subunit C (gene eIF3c). Bases 167 to 2908 code for a protein of 913 amino acids. Gene Ontology annotation, molecular function: RNA binding; translation initiation factor binding; translation initiation factor activity. The transcript is spliced from 3 exons. The record is from RefSeq and is a predicted model, not a curated record. Lineage: Eukaryota; Metazoa; Arthropoda; Insecta; Diptera; Drosophilidae. Gene Ontology annotation, cellular component: eukaryotic translation initiation factor 3 complex. Gene Ontology annotation, biological process: translational initiation.
AACAAACCACCGCCCCGUGACUUUUCACAAUAUUCAUCGGCAACGAAAACACAUGCAAACAUCGCCCAUCUCUAGUCCUCUCUUUUUGAUGUCUUGUGCAUUCGACAUCGUUUAGUUUUGCUGUAAAAAUAGCACAGACAAACGGCCGCGUAGUAAGUCAACGAACAUGUCGCGUUUCUUUGCCAACGGGUCCGACUCGGAGUCCGAGUCCAGCGAGGAGGAGAUCCAAGCGACCAACUUCAACAAAGCCAGCGCCUUCCAAUUCAGCGACGAUGAGGAGGAGGUCAAGCGCGUGGUGCGAUCCACCAAGGAGAAGCGGUACGAGAACCUCACCAGCAUCAUUAAGACCAUCCGCAACCAUAAGAAGAUCAAGGAUAUCCCCAAUACGCUGACCAGCUUUGAGGAUCUAACGCGAGCCUACCAGAAGGCGUUGCCCGUCAUCUCGAAGGAGGAGAACGGCAUCACGCCGCGCUUCUACAUCCGCUGCCUCGCCGAGCUGGAGGACUUCAUCAACGAGGUGUGGGAGGAUCGGGAGGGCAGAAAGAACCUGUCCAAGAACAACUCCAAGUCGCUGGGAACGCUGCGCCAGAAGGUGCGCAAGUACAUCAAGGACUUCGAGGACGAUUUGUCGCGAUUCCGCGAGGCGCCCGACCAGGAGAGCGAGGCCGAGGACGAGGUGGUGGCCCUGGACAGCGAUGGCGGUGAUGCAGGAGAUGACAGCGAUGUUGGCGUCAAGCGGGAGCCCACAGAAGCUGUUCCCAAGACGGCGAAAUUGGUGCCUGCCAAGGCUGCGCCCGCCGACGACGAUGAUUCCGACGACUCCAUCGACUGGGACUCGGAUUCCGAGUCUGAGACCGAGUCCUCCGACGACGAGAACCAGUACCAGAACAUGCGCGAGCGUUUCCUGAAGCGUACCACCGAAAAGGAGGACAAGGAUGACGACAAGCGCAAGGACAAGCGCAAGGAGCAGAAGGUCAAGAUCCGCAAGCGUGCCGAGGAAGAUGAGGAUGGCGAGUGGGAGACCGUUGUCAAGGGUCAUGUGGUGGAGAAGCCCAAGAUGUUCGAAAAGGAUGCCGAGAUCGAUGUGCCCCUUGUGCUGGCCAAGCUCUUGGAGAUCAUGUCGGCCCGCGGCAAGAAGCGCACCGACCGUCGUUUGCAGAUCGAUCUUCUGUUCGAGCUGAGGGAUAUUUCCGAUCAGCACAAUCUGGGCACAGCGGUCUCCGUGAAGAUCCACUUCAACAUUAUCUCAGCCAUCUACGACUACAACCAGAAGAUCUCCGAGCCCAUGAAGCUGGAGCACUGGGCCCUGCUGUUGGAGGUGAUGCAGAGCAUGCUGAAGCUGCUGCUGGCUAAUCCCGACAUCAUCAUGAGCGAGUCUGUGGCCGAAGAGCAUGAGGAGUACACGGCUGCUCCGUUCUACGUGCGAGGAUGCCCACUGGCCGCCGUGGAGCGUCUGGACGAUGAGUUCGUCAAGCUGCUGAAGGAGUGCGAUCCCCACUCAAACGACUACGUGUCCCGGCUGAAGGACGAGGUGAAUGUGGUGAAGACCAUCGAACUGGUGCUGCAGUAUUUCGAGCGCUCCGGCACCAACAACGAACGCUGCCGCAUCUAUCUGCGCAAGAUCGAGCAUCUGUACUACAAGUUCGACCCAGAGGUGCUGAAGAAGAAGCGCGGCGAGCUGCCAGCCACGACCACCACCUCCGUGGACGUUAUGGACAAACUGUGCAAGUUCAUCUACGCCAAGGACGACACGGAUCGUAUUAGGACGCGAGCCAUCCUGGCGCACAUCUACCACCACGCCAUGCACGACAACUGGUUCCAGGCCCGCGAUCUGGUGCUAAUGUCCCACCUGCAGGACAACAUCGAUGCCGCCGAUCCCGCCACCCGCAUCUUGUACAACCGCAUGAUGGCCAAUCUGGGUCUGUGCGCCUUCCGCCAGGAGAACGUGAAGGAUGCGCACCACUGCCUAGUCGACCUGAUGGUCACCGGCAAGCCCAAGGAGCUGCUCGCCCAGGGACUGCUGCCCCAGCGCCAGCACGAGCGGUCUGCCGAGCAGGAGAAGAUCGAGAAGCAGCGCCAGAUGCCAUUCCACAUGCACAUCAACCUGGAGUUGCUCGAGUGCGUCUACCUGGUGUCCGCCAUGCUGCUGGAGAUUCCCUACAUUGCUGCCCACGAGUUUGAUGCCCGUCGCCGCAUGAUCAGCAAGACGUUCUACCAGCAGCUCCGCUCCUCGGAGCGCCAAUCCCUGGUUGGUCCGCCCGAGUCGAUGCGUGAGCACGUCGUGGCCGCCGCCAAGGCGAUGCGCUGCGGCAACUGGCAGGCGUGCGCCAACUUCAUCGUCAACAAGAAGAUGAACACGAAGGUGUGGGAUCUGUUCUACGAGUCGGACCGCGUGCGCGAAAUGCUGACCAAGUUCAUCAAGGAAGAGUCGCUGCGCACCUACCUGUUCACCUACUCGAACGUCUACACCUCGAUCAGCAUUCCCUCGCUGGCGCAGAUGUACGAGCUGCCCGUGCCGAAGGUGCACUCGAUCAUCAGCAAGAUGAUCAUCAACGAGGAGCUGAUGGCCAGCCUGGACGAUCCUUCGGAGACCGUGGUCAUGCACCGCUCGGAGCCAUCGCGCCUGCAGGCCCUGGCCAUGCAGUUCGUGGACAAGGUCACCAACCUGGUGGACGUCAACGAGAAGGUGUUCGACAUGAAGCAGGGCAACUUCUUCCAGCGCGGCAACAUGGGCAACCGCGGCGACCGUGGCUACAACCGCAACCAGAACAACCAGGGCGGCAACUGGGGCGGCCAGCGGCGGGAUAAUCGCAACAACCGCAACCGUAACCAGCGUGGACACCACAAGAACCAGCAAGAUAGGCAGCAGCAGCAUCAGCAACAAGUCCAGACCAUCGACGAGGAGUAGACGCAUCCACAUCCUCAGCCCAAUUCUCUCCAGCGAGCGUUAGCUUAAACACCAUAAACAGAACAAAUUUGUAGCGCACUUCGACUAUUAAAAAUGGAAUGGCCAUGGACCACUCGUUGGGUUAAGUGCAGUCAGGCCUCCGAUUCGGUUUACGACUGGAUCGGAGGUCUGGUUCCAUCAUCCGUUGACAUUGCAUGUUGUUGUAGCCAAGUACCAGAUGAAUUUGUUUUAGCGCUCCAUACGUUAAAUGAUAAUAUGAUAACAACAUUUUGUAUGAUCCCAAAACUCAAAAAACCUUAAAAAGAAGAGAAAGAAA